Bactrocera tryoni is the source of this 6176-nucleotide messenger RNA. RefSeq lists its product as uncharacterized. Lineage: Eukaryota; Metazoa; Arthropoda; Insecta; Diptera; Tephritidae. The record is from RefSeq and is a predicted model, not a curated record. Gene Ontology annotation, biological process: cell-cell adhesion. Gene Ontology annotation, cellular component: cell-cell junction. Gene Ontology annotation, molecular function: cell adhesion molecule binding.
AAAGGGUGAAUGAAUUGGUGGAUAAAUAGAAAUUUGGCGGGAGCUAAGUAACGAUAUCCUGUUGGCAUAUAUGCGAAAAAAUACGAAUGGGCCGCCCGACCUUCCAGCAGCAGUGGCGGUAAUCUACAUCUUGACCUACAUCCGCCGCCUAUGCAAAUCGGCGGCGAUUGUUCGCUGUGGAUACGUUCGGCGACACUGGACUUCGACGAUGGUUUGUGGGAGUGCCAAGUGACGGCGAGUGAUUUCACAACACAAGAUGCACUCACCAGCCAACCAGUGCGACUGGUUGUCAGAGUGGUGCCACAACGUCCACGCCUGGAGUAUGAGGGCGCACAUGUUCCACCCGGACAUAAUAUUACCAUCGACUCGGGUGCUCUGGCGACCGUUAAAUGCGUAUCGCACUAUGGCAAUCCGCCAGCCACACUCAAAUGGUAUCUCGGUGACCAAGAAAUUCAACCGAUUCAUCCGCAAAUCAACAACACCGAACCGGAUAAUCCGCGCACCUGGUCGGCAACGUCUGUCGUUCAAGUGACGGCGAUGCGUGAACGCCAUGGCGACAUUUUGCGCUGUCUCGCCUAUCAUGAAUCUUAUACGGCGAAAUCUGUGCCGGUUGAGGCACGUUUGGAUGUAAAGUAUGCGCCAACCAUCCGUCUAAUUGGCUCACCGGAAAUCGACUUAGAGGAGGAUAAGGAUGCGCUUAUCCUACGUUGCGUUGCCGAUGCCAAUCCACCGGCAAGUAUUGUGUGGCGGCGUGCGGGUCGUUCGGAAAUCGCCAGCUUGCAGGAAACACUGCAACUGCGACCUGUAGGCCGUCGUGAUGCCGGACUCUACACAUGUCAAGCCCAAAACUCGGUGGGCACCUCAGAGCAGCUCUCCGUACAGUUGGACGUUAAAUAUCCGCCAAAAAUAGUUUCGGCUGGACCGGAUCGACUUACUACAGCACCAUUAUUCAGUCCAGCCGCAUUUGAGUGCGUCGCCGAAGGCAAUCCGAUGCCUAGCUACAAAUGGGUGCAGAGAAUUGCGCAUGGCUCCAAGUUCGUGGAACGUGGCAGUGAGCCGCGUCUGGUUAUUGACAAUGUCACCUACGACUAUCAGGGUGAAUAUGAAUGCCGCGCCACCAAUUAUAUCAAUGGACAGGAGCGUGUUGCUGUCUCCGAACCAAUUUCGCUGCAAGUUGUGGGUGCACCACAAGUACUACGCCCACAUCCAUCGAUGCACACAAUAUCGGUAAAACGUGGCCAGCCGGCCGUUAUGUCGCUGGUGGUCUGUGCAGAUCCACGACCACAUCGAGUCUCAUGGGAGUGGGGCUCAUUGCGCCUGGAAGCUGGUUCAGGAAUUGCAGACCGCUUUCGCGCCGACGAUAUGUUGCAGGAUUCACGCGAGGAUUGCUAUCUCUCCACUUUGCAUAUUCUACGCACGGAUGAGCACGAUUCGCGUCCCUACUAUCUGGUUGUGGAGAAUGAGCGCGGCACCGAUCGGCAUGCCAUUCAUUUGAAUGUGGAGGGUACGUUUACAGAACCACUGGAGAUGAGCUAUUUGCUCGGCAUCGCUGGCGGCUGCCUGGCCGCGAUACUCAUAUUAAUCUGUCUCUGCAUUUAUGCGGUGCGCAGCAAAAAAUGCUGCUUCAAAGGUAGUUCCGGCUAUAAAUCAUCAGAUAAAGACAGUGAGAAAGCUGAUUUGAAAUCACGUUCGGACAGUACCAGUGGUCCACAGGGUGAUUCGAUAUAUACCACGCCGGCUGGUUUUCAUCAUCAUCAGCAACAGCAACAGCAACAACAAUUGCAACAACAUCACCAACAAGCGCAACAACAACAACAACAGCAACAGCAUCAUCAUUUACAAACCGCACACGGAUCACCGGAGGCAAUGAAGCCGGUCUCACAUAAAACGACAACAACCACAAAAGCCACAUUCGAUGGCGAACUGCUUUGGCAACAAGAAGCGACUGAAUUUAUAGAACGUUUUCCGCAGCGUCGUCGCCAACAUGACGCGCUACGUCCCAGCGUCUCAGCCGGGGCGCUUUAUAAAAAUGCCACCGGUAUAACGACGCUCAAUAAGCGCGCUAGCGGUGGUGAGCUGCUCACAGCGCAACAACGGCAUCAACGUGAUCUUUUCAGCGGCGAUUUAGGUAUACCAGAGGUGCGUUCACAUGUGGGCAGUAUGGUGCAUACAUUCGAAACGCUUGCUAUGCAACGCAAACUUGCCGAUCAAGAGCGCGCCAAGGAACGCGCUUGGGCGUUGCAACAGCAGCAACAGUGGGAGCGCGAACAGUUGGCAGAGAGAAAUUGUAAGUAUACGCCAACACUUAAAAGCGCCAUACAUACAACCACAUACACAUAUGAUACGCCCACACACGCGUCACGCCAUUCUCAGCACGGCACUAGCAAUAGUAAAUAUCAUCAACUAAAGCGCAAAUCACACGAAUCACGUCAGCGCCUCAUAAAACUUAGUAAACAGCAGCUGCUGGCUGCUUUCAAUAACAGCGCUAAGCGUGCACCGUCAAAAACAGCACACACUAAACUCGAAAGUAGCUUAAGCGCUCAGUCGCUACCUGGCGCCGACAAUAAUAAUGUAUUGUCGCCGAGUAGUAGCCCCCUUAAGCGGCACAGCACUUUAAGUUUGCACUGCGCUGAAGUUGCGCGCGCUGCAAAAGCGAACGAUGAUCACUUGAUCCAGCAGUAUUGCCAUCUGGAUGACGAUUAUCGUAAAAAUCUGUUUGGCACCAUAUCAAGUCGUUUAACAGCUGUUAAUAAAGGUUGUGAAGAUAUUAACAGUUAUGACUAUAGUGGCGCACGCCACAAUAGUAAGCGUGUUAGCCACGAAGAAGAAGAAGAUAUGGAUGUUGGCGCGCACAUAAACGUUGAACAUGACGAAGCGCUCAUUGUGAGCGCCGCCUUCGAUGAAAUAUUCGCCAGUUACAGUGGCAUCGAUGACGACGAAGAAGAUGAGAAAAAAAUCAGCGCGCCGGCAAUGUUAAGCCGUGCUACCACAUAUUCUACGGGUUUUGAAGAGCAAAUGGUAAGUUUAAGUGAACUGGACGAUGAUGUUUUUAAGUCGCUUAGCUCGAGUCGCAUCAAUAACAUUGGUUGCCCAGGCAACACGCCAAUGAAACAGCCGCCUUUAGCGACAAGCACACACAAAAAGGCGGCAACGCCAAACAAACGCUUACCAACAAAUGGCGCCGUUGCCGAUGCAACACAAACGCUUAAGCGCAAACGCACCAUAAUGCCAUUGGCAAAACAAAAGCAACGCGCCACAACACUACAUAAUCUCUUCGACCGCCUCAAAGCAACACAAACGAAAGUAAAGCGCCCAUUUGUUAAAAUGCCCUCCGACAGUCUGCUAAAGCAGGAUCAACUAAGUAUUGAGCAAAUGACGCACGCGCUGCACAAAUACUCACCACAAUUAAAUUUAUAUCGCGAGAUAGGCGAAGGCGAAGCGGCCGGCGAACGUAGUGAUGCUGAUGGUGAUUUUCUACGCGGUUCUACAUUGAGUCAAUCAUUUGUACGCCAACAGCCGAAUACGCGUGAGAAUAAGGACGAGCCUAAGCGCAAAAAGUCGGCGCCGCCACCGCCACCAAUCAACCAUACAAAAUCAAAUAGCGGUAUCAGUGGUGUAAACGCUGUAAAUGGCGCGCCACGACCGAGCUUCGCGUCACAGCGCGCUAAGUCCACAAACGAACUGCUGCUCGAUGAUUUGGCCGUGCAAGCGCGUCGCUAUCAACGUGCCGCUAGUCGCAAGUAUGCGGCGCCGCCAACGCCCAGAAAACAACAGCAACCUGUAGAAGAGGGAAGUGAAGUAACGCAACGCUCCAAACCGAACCGUGCCAUUAGUCGUGGCAACGGCGUUGGCGCUGACAUCUUUUUACGUGGCAGCGCAGAAAUCUAAGCCGAAGCCGACUGCUUGCGCAAACUGGCAGAAGUGUCCAAGCAGUAAUCAAAGCGUUCUGGCGGUGUUAGUUGACACCCAACGCUACUGUUAGUUAUAUAGAAAAAUAUUUAGCAGUAUUUCUAAAUGUACUAAUUAUACUAAGCAAACAACUAAUUUUUGCCAGCGUAAUUGAGCCAUGUUUUCAUGCAAUAAAUACUUAAGCAUUUAUUUUCGAUUCAUGAAUUUAAUUAAAAAAUCAAAAAGAAAAAAAUAUUGUAUUUGUGUAUGUGACUGAUUUUUAUGUUAGUGUACUCAUGUUAUAACCAAAGCAAGUAAUUCUUUAGCAAAAAAGUAAGUGAUUAAAAAUGUUAAAGUUAAUGUUAAAUAUGGUAAGCAAAAAAAAAAUAAAUAUUGUAAAUAAAAACAUUAAUAAAUACUCUAAAGUAGAGCUAAAACCAUUUUGUUUAUUAACAACAUAUUCUUGAUGUUAAUUGUAAAACUGAGCAGCUAAUUUGCAAUAAGCUAAUUCUUAUACACAGUGAGCGCCACUUAAUUGCAAACAAUAAAUAAAUAUUUUGAGGUUAUUUGCAAAAUUUGCACAUAUAUGUAUUUUGUAAUCAUGUCUCUUUAAGUUGGAGAUAAUGUUAGGCUUGCUAUAAACUUCAAAACCCUGUUUUAAUCUUCAACUAAAAUUGAUCUUUUUCUCUCAAAUAAUUUCGGUACCAUGACUGAAAUCAUUUAUUCCUUAUCAAUUAUUGCUAAAAAAAAAAACGUUUUUGUUUUUUUGAAGAGCCAUUUUUUGUAAUACAAUACGAAACAGAAUUUAUUCUAAUUAUUGACCGUUGCUUUUUAUACAUUUUGACCGCCUUUCUGUGGUCAAAUUUGUAGAUACCAUGUCAAUAGAAAUGUUCGUCUUUUUAAAUAAAUAAAUUAGACACCCAAUUUUCGACUUCUGCGUAGGAAUCGAAAAACUGCGCAGCCAAUGCGUGUCCCAUCGAUGAAAACAAAUUGUAAUCGCAAGGGGUCAAGUCUUGUGAAUACGGCGGAGAGGGUAGCAGCUCCCAGCCAAGUACUUAAAAUGUAUCCCGCACUGAUUUCGCUUUGUGUGCAGGUGCAAUGUCGUGUAACAAAAUUUCUUUGUCGUGUCUUCUGGCCCAUUCCGGUCGUUUUUCGAUCAAUGCAUGGCUCAAAUUGAUCAUUUGUUGUCUGUAGUGAUUAGUAUUAACAGUUGCACUAGGUUUUAGGAGCUUGUGAUAUACCACACCUUUCUGAUCCCACCAAACACAGCGCAUUGCCUACUUACCGCAACGAUCUGUUUUUACGGUCGUUGUUGAUGGUUGUUCCGGAUAAACCCUUGCUUUUCUCCGUUUAGGGUUCUUAAAAUAGAUCAAUUUUUCAGCGCCAGUGACAAUUCGAUGCAAAACUAAACUUCUCUUGUAUCUUUGAAGCGAAAUUUUACAAGUGUUUAUUUCGGUUCCAUUUGUCUUUCAUUCAAUUCAUGUGGCAACCAUUUUCCGCACUUUUGGCUCUUUCUCAUGGCUUACAAAAGUUCUGAAAUUAUUUUUUUUUUUUUUGCAUGGCUGUCAUUUGCUUUUGACUCUAAGUAUCAUCUUCAUCCAAUAUUGCUUGCAAUUCAGCGUCUUCAAACUUGGUGGUCAUCGACGUUUUCUAUUUUUCACAUCAAAAUUAUUAUCUCCGAACCGUUGAAACCAUCUUUUGCAUGUUGCUUUUGAUAGAGCUUGAUUACCAAGCAGUUGAUGCGGGUCUGUAGCAGUUUUCUUCCAAUGGAAACAGAAAAUUAAUGCUUUUCGCAACUCAUCACUCUUCGGUUCGCUUCGGUGCGAAAUUUGACAUUUGAAAAAAUAUGAUGUUGUUUGUUCAAUGGCUGUCAACCAAAAAGAAAUAAAUUAAGGCUCAACAACACGUUUGUAUCUUUACGCUCUCUUCAUACCGAUACACUUGGUUUUUAGAAAAAUACGGUAUUGUUUUCUGAUUACUAUACAUUACAUCAGUUAAUAUUUUCAAAUAUUCCGUCAAUGUAAAAAUUUGCAGUUGCCAUAUUCUUAAUAAUAUAUUUAUAUAGAAGAAACGACAAGCCGUGGGCAUAAAACUGCUAUUUUCAAUUUUUUUAUUUUUAAUUUUGAUUUAUGCAUUGCAAUUAGGCGAAGUUCACUGUAAUCAUUAUUAUAACAUAUACCUGUUACAAUGUGUCAUAAUAAAUACUUAAUAAACUCUUAAUGACUGAUUUCGUUUACAAGCAAAUAAAGUACUAAAUUUACACGAACAAAUCCACAAACGAAAAAAAA